This is a messenger RNA of Chaetomium fimeti, 3350 nucleotides long. RefSeq lists its product as uncharacterized. Bases 216 to 3185 code for a protein of 989 amino acids. The transcript is spliced from 6 exons. Gene Ontology annotation, biological process: proteolysis. Lineage: Eukaryota; Fungi; Ascomycota; Sordariomycetes; Sordariales; Chaetomiaceae. Gene Ontology annotation, molecular function: serine-type endopeptidase activity. The record is from RefSeq and is a predicted model, not a curated record.
GGUUCCCGCGUCUUCCCGCCAGAGCCUCGACCCCAACCAACCCCCUGACUCCUUUCCUGUGCGGUUCCUCAGGGCUGCCACUGCUUCAAGCCGAGUAGUGCCGUUGGAAACCCCAAUCGCCGUGUCUCUAAGUCUUUCCAUGCUUUCCGUCCUCGUUUCCAUCCCUAUCUCACCUACUUUCACCUCAGCUCUGUUCCUAUCAUACUCAAGUGCCAAUGGCAACACCAAAUCAAAAGCUUAGGAGGGGUGGGCUCGGGCUGAGUGGUCCUGGGGCGGAAGCGGUAGAUUCGUUCAAGCCUUCAGGCCCCAAGCAAGGUCCAUCCACUGACGCCGGAGCCGAGGAGGAUGACGAUCCAUUGACGGUGCUCAGAGGGCACAUGGACAUCGUCCAAGGCUGGUUCUACAACAAGGUGGUCGAAGAAAGGUCCUGGGCAGUGCAGCUCAAGACGGCAUCCUAUCAUGAACAGAACCUGAUUCACACAGCAAUAACGGAGCUGCAAAGACAGAAAAAGCGACAGAUACAGGCGGUGUUUCCUGAGCCGGCACUCGCCGGUAUCGAGUCAUUAGUGCUUUCAAAGCCAAGCCUGUUUUCGAACCCGGAUGUCAACGGGGAUGUCCCCAUGUUCAUGGCGCUGAAACUAGACGCCUCCGUUCUGGUUCGUGUUCUUGAUCUCCUCAUCCCCGGUCCAACGCUCGACCACCUAGAAACAACGAGGCGGAGUGGGUGUGACGAAAAGCUUUCCGACUGCCCGCUCUCAAAGGUAGCAUAUGUACGGCUGGACCGGUGUAUGGAGAAGUCGAAAAGCGCCAGUGCGGCGCAUGUGAAGCGCGAACGGCCUCUCUUUCACUCCGAUAUCGACACACAGAAGCUAGUUCAAGAGGACGGCGAGCUGAGGGCAAUACUGCGCGACGCACUUAAGGAAAAUGCCAUUGCCCGCUGCCUAGAACCACUCCUUGUCGAGAAGAACUUCGACCGAAUUGCCAAAGAAACGGGGAAUAUCAUGCCCGUGAGCAGUUUCAGGACCCUGCUCGAACUCUGCCCCGACGAGGCGUUCAGCUGUGCGCCAACCACCGGAUUCACGCCACUUCAAUUAGCCGUCCGUCUCUAUGAGAGUUCAUUAGUGGCUUACGACCACAUCUCAUCUAUCAUCCAGGCGUUGAUCGAGCGCUGCCCAAGCUCCAUCUUUCUGGGAACGGGGAAGGGACAAGCGGCGACAACGCCAUACCGGCUACUCAUGGGCCUCCCGCGUGCGGAAUCGGCCGAAAGUGCUUCUGCAAGGGCUCGGGCUCAAGAGCUCCUAAAGAGGGCGUGCAUUGGCUAUCGGGCAACAAAAUACGACGAAAAGGAAAAGGAAUAUGUAGCUGACCAAAUGUGGAGCGAGAAAAAGGAGUUCCUUUACUGGGAUGCCAAAUCUCAACGCCAUUUCUUGUUGAGCCUAGUGGGAGAGUCCGUCAUGCUUGACAAACAAUACAUCGAAACCAUGGCUGAACAAUCGGGAAUGAAAUUCGAGACCGUCCUGGCAUUUGUCGAGCUGCCCUAUUGGAAGCCAAAGGGUCCUCAGCAACCGGAGGCGCAACCGGAACCAAGUCAGCAACAAUCCCAGGAUGGCAGCAACACCGGCACCGGGCAAACGGGGCGUCCAGGGCCCCAGCCAGAUCCAUACCCGGCGCUCUUUACGUGGUUGUGGAGUUGCGGCGUGACCAAGAUCUUCGAGAUCAAGGUCGAUGACGACGGCCCAGAAGCCCACACUGAUGCCGCCAUACGAGAAGCUCUACUCGGCAAAGGAACAGUCGAGGAUCCAACUCGCAACUUCGAGGUUGAGAUAUGGGACUGGAAGAAAUUUGACAUAUGCGCCGAGACAGUCGCCUACUCGGCCCCCCAUGCCCGGGAGGUCCACCUGUACUCCCAUGGAAACACGGCGGUCCUAAGAGGAUGGGCCUGUGACUCCUCCUUUGCGAAACUGACAAAGCUCGAGAAAAUACACAUCAACAUUUACCCCCAGAAUCCGAGGGAUGAUAACGAUUGCGAGGACUAUAAAAACGCCCUGAUACGGGGCAUCCAUCGCCAGUGCCCAAAACUGAACCUCGAAGACGAUAUUAAGGUGACAAAUUACGGAUACCGAGCCCCGGGAAGCAUCGGAACCGUUGGGCGUGCCAACAAGAAGAAGGCCCGAGAUACUCAGCAGACCUUGACCGAGGUCAAACCAAAGAAGGUGGAGUGGCUUGCCAACCUCCAGAAGUUCACGUACUUUCUGAUCGAAUUGGACCGGUCUCUGCCGGCUGAAGUCGCCGAGCAGAAACCGAAGGUGCGAAUCGCCCUCCUAGAUGACGGUUGUAAGCUACAGGAGCUGCAUGGAACCCAAGAGGGCUGCUCGUUUCGGUCCGUAACCGAUACCUUCUUUGUCGGCCCAUGCAGCCACGGCACGGUUAUGGCCAACUGUAUUCGGCGAGUCUGCCCUAUUGCCGAGCUCGUCAUCGUUCGCCUUGAUGACACGCGCCGGGUUGAAAACCAGCGGUUUACAAUCUCUUCCUGUUGCGAGGCGCUAAGAUGGGCAUUGGAUCAGGAUGUGGAUGUGAUCUCGAUGAGCUGGACUUUCGAACACAAGGAUGGCGAGGCAGACUCGUACAAAAAUGAGUUUGCUAAACUCAUUGGCGACGCCGUGGGUGCCAACAAGCUCCUGUUCGGCGCCCUCUCCGACAAGUUCAUUGAAACGCACCCAGUGGCCCCAGCUGGGCUCCCUGGCGUCAUAAAGAUUGGUUCUGCGACCAUUUAUGGCGAAGUUUCACGGAACUUGACACACGCACAUCCGGACUUCAUCCUCCCCGGCGAGGAGAUCGACGUAUCGCCGGGGGAAAAGGCAAAAGGGAGCUCCCUCGCCACAGCCUUCGCUUCCGGUCUCGCCGCGGUGGUGCUGUACUGCUUGAAACUGCAGUGCGCACUCGCGCCCGACGAUGCGCAACGGGCCAAGGCACUCCGCGUGGCCAAAACGCCCGCUGGUUUGAAGAAGAUCUUCAACGCUCUCAGCGCCCACAAGAAUGACGACGACGGGGUGGGGAACUUUGUCCAACCGUACCAUACUUUCGGGCAGGAGAUCCCCCCUUCGUGGGAGGAAAGGGUCAAGUACAUCAAUGAAAUCGUGGGCGAGAUCCUACCGGCCGAUGUACUGCGGAAAUUCCGGGACUAAUCGGGCAGGGAGAAGCCUUAGCAUCCAUCCACGGAUGGGAUCUGUCGAGCGUCGCACAUAGGGGCACAAGGGUUCCCAUCUUGGAACCUGCUUGUAGCAGUAGGCAUACUGCGUGCAGAUUGAGUGAAUGAGAAUAUAGCUCUGGUUAUUACUACACAAUACUAU